CUGAGCUCCAGGUUGCAGACCUGCAGGUAAAGGUGCUUCCUGCCACAGAGGGACAGACAGUGACACUGAUGUGUAGCACCAGCUGUCCUCUGACUGAAAACCCUGCAGUCUACAUCUGGUACAAGAACAGAAAGUUCCUCUAUCAGGACUGGUCUCCCUGGUACCAACAGCUGGUCAGCAGUGAGGAAGCAGUCACAUACUCCUGUGCUAUCAAAGGCUACGAGGAUCUCAGAGCCCCUCAAGUCUCAGUGGAUUCUGUCACGUCGACCUGCUUCAGUGUGACCUAUGCUAAAGGGAGAAUGUGUUCUUAUAAGACGACAUCAGAGGAAGAGCCCUGCUCCAUCACAUAUCCCAGAGAAGUACAUGUUCAAAGGAGUCCUGCAGCUAAAGGCCAUGUCACACUGACCUGUAACACAAGCUGUCCUCUGACUCCCUUUAUAUGGUAUAAGAGCGGACAUGUAGUUGAGGAACCAAAGUUUGUAGUUCCCAACACCUCUGCUGAAACCUUCUCCUGUGGUGUAAAAGGCCGCGAGGAUCUGCGCUCUGCUGAAGUCUGUGUUAAGGAUGAGAACUGCUUGAUUGUGAAUUACGUCAGCAGGAGAAUCUGUGCUCUCCGAGGUUCUUCAGUGAACAUUUCAAGUGAAUACUCUUCUCCCAACUACCAACCCAAGUCUAAACUAUGGUAUAAAAUAAAGAGGAGUGGGCAGGAAGAAGUGAAAGAGACAAUUAAGAAUGUAACUCGUAUGAAGUAUCACGACAACUUUAGGAAUCACCACAUCCUGAGAAUCAAUAAACUGACGAAGAAUGACUCAGCAGAAUACACAUUCAGACACCACAGCGAUGACCAAGGAUUGAGACCUGGAGUGAGUUUGGUUGUCACAGGUCUGAGAGUGAAGUUUACUCCCUCUGCAGUGGUGACAGAGGGCCAGAGACUCACCCUGAGCUGCAGUACCAGCUGUCCUCUGACUGACAACACAAACUACAUUUGGUACUUGAACAGUCGACCUUUGACCCCGACAGAGAAGCAAAACAAACACCUGGUUCUGGACCCAGUCAGCAGACAGCAUGCAGGGAAUUACUCCUGUGCCGUCAAAACCCCCCACCACAUCAGCUCUAAUGAAAAGACCCUGACUGUCCAGAGUAAAAUGGGAAAAUGGACCCCAGCAGCAGCAGCAGCAGUAGCAGUAGUCUGUGCUGCUCUCCUGGUUAUUAUACCCCUCGCUGCCUUCUGGUGGAUCAGAAGAAAGAGGACUUCCAGUCAACCUCCUAGAACUGAAACCUCAGACAACUUGGAGCAGCUAAACCUUGGUUCCCUGCAUCAUGACAUCUCGGCUCAACCAACAGAAGAUGAUCUUAACUAUAGCAGAGUCCACUUCCCUCAGAACCACACAGACGCUCUCUACAGCACAGUCCAGAAACAUGAAGAACAAGAGGACGUCCCCUAUGCUGUUGUCAACUUCAGACCCAACAUGACCAUUGAUGAGCUAACGGACAGUGAAGAACAGGCAGUGGAUCUCUAGAACGUAUACAUCACAGCAAGUAAAAACUUAAAGAGACUGAAUGUAACAACCCACCUGGCUCUGUGACAGAACUUGGAUUGUUCUGUUUAUCUCUGCAUUUAAUUCUGCAUUUAGGGACUUCAGUGGAUGAGCUUAUCUACACUAGCUUACUGUGAAUCGGCAGGCAGACGUCCAGCAUCCUAAUGAUACCUCAGGAACACCUGAGAGCGCUGAUGGUCACCCACUGCCUGUUUUAGGAAGGGAAACCAGGACCUUUUAGUUACGCUGAUUCUCUUACGGUCCAGUCUGUUAUAUAUUUAACCAUAUAGCCUUGACUUGUUAAGCAGGCAUUCACUGUGUCACAAUACAAUGUGAGAACAACACAAUACUUCGCAAUAUGCAGAAACAACCCUAAAACAAAUGCUAUUUCUGUUAAACUUAAGAAAGUUAAAAUGCAUCGAAGUUAGGUAGCUAAAUUACAUUAAAGUCCUGCAGGAUUAUUCUCUCCCACAACUGAAUGAACUGAGUGCAAUCCUACACGGGACGAACCAUUUAGACUAACUACAGUGAUAUUUUUUAAAUUAGCACACCUUUCUGACAGAACCACAACCAAAACUUGUUCUCAAACAUCUUUUGUGCAGUUAUAGGUGUUAUACUUAACGUUAGAAGGCUAAUUACAAAUGGGAAAUACGCACUGCACGGACAUUAUUGUGUCCAAUAGCAUACUUGUAUUUAUUAUCAAUUUGCUAGGGAAUCAACUAUAAACACAUGGAAUUAACAAGUUUGACAAGCUAAAUCCGUUUUGUUGUAUGCACUGUUAGGUUUGUGACGUCCUGCUAGCAACCACGAAACGUUAACGUUACGCUAACCUAACGCUAGCUAACAUACUGCUUUCUCUAAAAAUUGUAGCUAUUAGGCUACAUUAAAUAAUCUAUUCUAUGUGGACACUUACUUGGGUAACAUACCUUAUGUUAGCUACAUAUAGUAAAGCUAAUGUACGACUUAUUAAUAAAUACUCACCCAACAGAAAAUUGUUUGUUUGCAUUGAUGCCUUUGUUGACUAUAAUAGCUUUACAUAUUAGCAUUAGCUAGCUAACGUUAAUUGAUGGUCGUCCGGAAAUAUUGGUUCAUUCUUUUUUUCCCGUUUUGUUUUCAAGAGCCGCAAGUUAUAUGCUUUUCGUAUAAAAAUGCGUAAUAGGUUACAACAGAGACUUGUUAUCCAGUAGAAGGCUUGAGUUAACGUUAGCUGGUAAUGCUGGUUUCCUGAAAUGGCCCCAAGGGGUCUCUGUGAUGAUGUUUCUUUUAGUGCCCUAUUUAGAAAGUGUGGCCAACUCAAAUCCAUAAGUAUAUAAGGCUCAAAUCCAUUGACAUAUAUAUAAAUCAUGGGCGCCAUAUUGUAUACCAACAUCAGAUGGCUCUACAGUGUAACCCUAUGGGGCGAAUAUGCGAUCUUGAAAUAAAUCGCUUAUUUUCACCAUGAACAGGCAUAAUACAUCUCUAAUAUACAACGUUGGUUCCUUUAUGCCUUUUUUUGUAAUAAACUUUAUGGUCAUUGCACAAUGUACAGGUAACUUUACUGAGACAACGAAAUGCAGAUUAGAUUAUUUACUUCCUACCUUUUUAUGAAGAAGGUAACGUUACUACCAUGAUAAGUGAAAGCCUAGUGAGUAAUUUGACCAUCUCAAUUACCGGUUUAUUUAUAUAUUUGCAAUGUAUUGUAAUAUUUUAAAAGAUAAUUUUCUUUUUCUUUUCUGACAACUAAAAAUAUUUAAGCAAUUUUUCUUCUUUUUAUCUUUUAUUCUACAUUAACAUCUAAAACAAAGUUUUGGAUCUAUUUCGACAUCACUCAUACGGUCACCACGGUCUUACCUUGAAUGAUACAAUCCUUCAACCUAUCCUCGAGACAUUAUGUUAGCACAUUGUAGUACAUUGAUUCAAUUAAGUACUCCAAAAAUACUAAGUUGUAAGAACUCUGGUUCUAUAUGAGUCGUUUGUGACCUCAAGGGCUUAUUAAUAAGGGUUUUUUUUUCUUUCUUUUUUUCUCUGCCUACCAGCCUGUCCACCUAGGCCUAUUGACUGUGGCUGUACCCCUGUAUGUUGUGUAGCUGAUGUAAUGCUGUAUGUCAUUUGUUCUGUGUAUUUUGUGUUGUA
This is a messenger RNA of Perca flavescens (yellow perch), 3650 nucleotides long. RefSeq lists its product as uncharacterized. The record is from RefSeq and is a predicted model, not a curated record. The transcript has 9 exons. The coding region runs from base 69 to 1520 and encodes 483 amino acids. NCBI's taxonomy places the organism in Eukaryota, Metazoa, Chordata, Actinopteri, Perciformes, Percidae.